Messenger RNA from Lingula anatina, 3143 nucleotides. Its product is annotated as zinc finger FYVE domain-containing protein 26-like. The record is from RefSeq and is a predicted model, not a curated record. Gene Ontology annotation, cellular component: lysosomal membrane; centrosome; midbody. Gene Ontology annotation, molecular function: phosphatidylinositol-3-phosphate binding; metal ion binding. Lineage: Eukaryota; Metazoa; Brachiopoda; Lingulata; Lingulida; Lingulidae. Gene Ontology annotation, biological process: double-strand break repair via homologous recombination; regulation of cytokinesis; mitotic cytokinesis.
AUGUUGCAGCAGAGACUGCGGGACAGGUUGUCAGGGUCAGCUGGUCGUAUGUCUGCAAGCCCAGCCCGCAUAUCUGUGCUGUCCAGAACGCCAGAAAAUAUCAUCGAGGAGGACAAUGAAGAUGAUGAAGCUGAUAUAAAUAAAACUGUCACUGAUCAGCAGCAGCAGUCCGAGUUCUUCUGGCAGCUAACACAAGACCAAACUCACAACAAAAACUUAAGAGAAGAUUUUUACUAUGAACAUGCCCCGAGUCUUCCAUUGUGCUUAUCCAUCCUGGCACUGCACAGUGAUGCAAAAGAAUGUGGACAGUUGUUGCUUAACUUGUGCGACAAUGUUUCAAAAUUACUUGCUGUAAAGAAUCAUGCUGAAGUGGAUUAUGGCCUUGUCAUUAGCAUGAUGAAGUACCUUCUGUUCAACGCCAAGAUGAAGUUCUUGUCAUGUGGGAACAGUAAUGGUAUAGCUCAGUGUGAAAUGUACAGUGGAAGAGUGGAGAUGCUGAACCUUCUGGUUGCAUCACACUGUAAACACAUUCCAAGCCUUCAGAAGCUUACUCAGUUAGAAACAGUAAGGAGACUGAGAGAUAAACUAAUUGAGGAUGAGCGACUCUCACUAGCCAUGGAAAUUUCAACCAAAUGUGGACUUGAUCCUGCAGGUGUUUGGGCUGCUUGGGGAAAAGCUUGCCUAAAAACUGGAGACUUCCAGGCAGCAAGAGAAAAAUUUUCUAGGUGUAUGAAGGCACCAGUGGACAAAAAUCAGUAUCAACAGUCUUCCAAUUUGUUGAAUGAUAUUGUAGAAUGCAUAGAAAAUUUACCAGGCUCUGGAAUCAACACAAUCCAGGCACUACAGGCAUCUCUGAAGUCAAUCAGCAGUCUCAUAGCUGAGCCGUUUGUGGUACAGAAUGAAGAGACCAACAUCAGUGAACAACAGUUGCAAGAAUGUUUGUACUACCUGAAAGCAUAUGGUACAUAUGGCAGCGUCAUUAGCUUCUAUAGAAAACAUGGUUAUUGGAUGAAGGCUGUGCAAUAUCUUUUAGACAAGAGAUGCUCACCAGAUGUGUUUGUUGAAUGUCUUCUUGUCCCCACUCUGAAGACUGGAGAAAUGGCCAAGCUCCAAGAUCAGCUAAUCUUAAUAGACACCACACUAGAGAAAUGGGCACCCUACCUCAAAGCAGCAUGUAGAUACCUAAACAAGAAAAAAUACAUGCAAGUGUUGUACCAGUUGCAGUUGUUCAUGAAGGAUUAUGUAAGAGCUGCCAUGACUUGCAUCUCAUAUUCUUUCCAACAUGGUGCUGUAUCAUAUGGGGAUUUGUACAACCGUCUCUCCUAUAUACAAGAUGCCAAACAACACUUGGAAGACUACCUGGAACAGAAGCUAUGGUUGGUAGGACUGAAAGGUCCUGCUGGAAGAAGGGUACCAGACUGGGGUGGAAGUGGUGGAGACACUUUGAGACUGCUGCAACCUCCUAAAGAAGUGAAUAGGUACAUUAACACAAUCAGCCUUCAGGUGGAAGUCACUAAAUUCUUACACCAGUAUUACAAUGCCGGGGCGGCAGCAGGAGAGCUCAUGUUCCCACCAGGAAAAAUACCCACUUUAUUUGGAAACAACAAUGUCAAAGUGGAUGUAGUCAACAUGGUUAUGGUAGCAGGAAAAAAUAUUAAUGAUGGAUUUGGUAUUGCAUUUAGGAUAAUACAGGAAUUCCAGUUGAAUGCAACCUUGGUGUACACCACAGUAGCCCGGCAGCUGUCUAAACAGAAGAAAUUCAUCUCUGUAAAGCAAUUACUGGGCUGUAUCCAGGAGUCUGGACUAUGUGAUGACCAGAGUUAUGACGAAGUCAUAGGAGCAUGUAUUAGAGUCAUGGCAGACGAUGCCACUGAGGCAAAAGAAGCAGAAAGUCUGAUCAAGCUAAUAAAGAGCCAGGCUAACAAAAUCAAUGCCUACAUAUUGUGUGGCAAACUGAAGUCGGCCUAUUUGAUUGCUGUAAAAGAGGAGCGGGUUGAGGACGUACAAAGAAUAUCUGGUGCUGCACUGAGGGCAGGCCAACCUGCUGUGAAAAAUAUAUGUGACAAAUGGUUGCAACAAAGACUGAAACCAAAGAAAUAAAAUAAAAAUGAUGUGUCAUUACAAUAUAAAUCUUUGCCACAAGAAGUUUGUAAUUUACACUUAAUACCAAAUAUCGUCCACAAGUGGUAUUUUGUAUGUUUGAAAAAUAGUAAGGUGACUGUUAUGUGAUUUGUCAAGUUGGGUCAUUAUUGUCACAUUGAUAAAAUGUGACUUGGUCAUCCACACAUGCUCAGAAGUUAUUUGUUAACACUAAACAAAAAUGUAAUGUAAAAUGUAGAUUGCAUAUAAGAUGAUGUUUAAAGAUUGAUGUUUUCAAGAAAUAAUUUCUUUAAUCUUGUGUUAUUAAAUAUUUCUCUUUGGAAAGAUUUCUGUUGUCUUUCACUGAAGAGACACCAUAUCUGUCCAUUGAUGCCGUAGUUAACAUCAUUUGUAUUUGUAUACUUCUAAAAUUUGAAUGCCCAGAUAAUCCACAUUGCACAUAUAGGUGAAAAAAGCAAUGUUUUAUUUUAUAAAUACAAGAGUAAAAAUGUCUAUAUUGAUUGCUAUUUAUUGAAUUCAAAGGUUACAUUGGUAUGGGCAGUAGAAAGUUUAAAAUUGAUAGUAAUUAUUCAUUUAUUUAUUUAUUCUUUAUUGAUUUUAUCACUUCAAUUUUGAGCUGUGCAAUAUAUUUGCUACAUUGUUUUAUCAUUUUUUUUUUUUUUUUUUUUCAGUUUAUUUUUACAAUGCUCGGCAGGAUAAGAUUAGGUAUUCGUAGCAUAUCUUUGGCUCGGAACCUUAUUUAUAAUUACACUGUAAUAAUACUAAAAAUAUAUAUUUACUAGUAUACUAUUAUAUCAUCAAUUAAGAUAACCUUUCAUCAUCAGAUGAAUGUUAAAAUGUAGAUGCAUAUGGGAAAAUCAAGUAAAUUUUGAAACUUGGAAAAAGAACAGUAACGUAUACGAUUUUAGUUCAUUGCAUAAAUCUAAACUUAACUGUCACUUCACACAGAGAUGUACAUGUAGGCAUAGAAGUAGAGACUACAGUACUUCUAUGAUGAAGGUAACAACCAAAUUUAUUUUAUGAAUAAAUUUAAGUAUAUUUAA